Messenger RNA from Rosa chinensis, 981 nucleotides. Its product is annotated as putative F-box protein At4g17565. Bases 1 to 981 code for a protein of 326 amino acids. The transcript has a single exon. Lineage: Eukaryota; Viridiplantae; Streptophyta; Magnoliopsida; Rosales; Rosaceae. The record is from RefSeq and is a predicted model, not a curated record.
AUGGUCCCUCUCCCUCCUGAUCAUCAACGAGUACAGACUGGUGAUAAGGAUGCUCACUACUUCUGGUUCUUUAGCCUCACAGAGAAAAAGUUUCAUAAGAUCAAGACCUCUUUUGAAGGCUUUCAUUAUCCUCACGUAACAUAUGUGGGUUCCUCACAUGGAUGGCUUGCGAUUUGCGACCUCAGUAAGGCAAUGGUUUAUCUUCUCAAUCCGGUUUCGGGAUCUAGAAUCGAUCUCCCAUCGAUUUCGACUCUUCCUAACAUUGUUGAAGGAUGCAAUCCCAGAGUUUUCCGAGUUGUGCCCUCCUCCGACCCGUCUCGCAACAAGAAAUUUUUCAUUGUGGUGAAGUACUGGUCUCCUCACAGUAAACUAGCUUUUUGUAAGAAUGGAGAUGAAAAAUGGACCUACUUAUUAGGCGGUGGUCGGUUAUGUUUUACAUUCCACAAAGGCCAUUUAUAUGCAUUACGCAAGGAAAUCCUUGAGGUUUGGGACUUGGGAGGAACUUAUCCCAUGAAAACCGUGGAUUUUCGCCAUGGACUAGGGCCUGUGGUUACAGGAAUGAAUUUCUUGGAGUCAACAGUAGUGAAUACGGUGGACUCACUGGGUGAACUUUAUUUGUUUGGGAAGAGAAUUGGCUGCGGUAAGACCAUAUCAAAGGAGGAUUUCCAUAUCUACAAGUUAAAUUUCACCGCCAAGGAGUGGGAGAAAGUGGAAUGUUUGAAUGAUCAAGCUAUAUUUUGUGAUCAUUUUUGUAAUCCUGCUGAAGGAGUGAUGUUAUUAUCAACUCGGAAUCUCCCAGAACUUGAAGAAAACUCAAUAUACUUCAGUGAUUGGGGAAAGUAUGAAGUGAGUAAGUGGCGAAAGUAUGAAGUGAGUGGAUUACUAUUCAGCUUGGAAAGUCAAGUUACUAAGGAGUACUCUAACUUUCGCUGGAUGCGUGUUGCUCAACCUUAUGUUUGGAUUGUUCCUAAUCCAUGGUGA